CGCAACGAUGCACGUCCACGAACCCGCCCGCCCCGUUCAGGGCAAGUCGAUCGCCGCUUUCAGCAAGCGCAGCCCGUACAAGGCUUACAGGAGUCCUUUCGGUCCUCAGUACACCAUCCAGCGCAACUUCCACGGCAUCACUGCCCGCCACCUCAUUAAGUUCGGCACCUUGGCAGCCGGAUUCGGCGGUGUUGCCGGCUUCUUCGCCCUGUUCUUCUUCGCCGAGGUCCCCAAGGUUCGCGACGACAUAAUGAUGAGGACUCCCCUGGGCCCUUAUUUCAAGAAGGAGAUUGCGCCCGAGGACAACCCCUUCUAGAUGCUCUGUCUAAUGGGGUGGAGGGGUUGUAUUGUACGAGGCAUGGCUUUAGCGUUGGACUGGGCUGGCUUGCUGUAUAUUAGCAGCUGCAAGUGCGGAAUAGACCUUUCUUGUGUUCAA
Messenger RNA from Didymella exigua CBS 183.55, 436 nucleotides. RefSeq lists its product as uncharacterized. The record is from RefSeq and is a predicted model, not a curated record. Lineage: Eukaryota; Fungi; Ascomycota; Dothideomycetes; Pleosporales; Didymellaceae. The transcript is spliced from 4 exons. The coding region runs from base 8 to 316 and encodes 102 amino acids. Gene Ontology annotation, biological process: mitochondrial electron transport, ubiquinol to cytochrome c.